AUGGCACCAGAAUUCGUUUCCCUUACGCUGAUCCUAUUAACGUUGGCAAUAUUCCUACUAGCCGUCUUGAUUUUCAUGCUGAGCUGGUUUGAGAGACGGUUCUUGACAAAUAUCUUGCGUGAAAUCAAUGAAGAACGAAGUGCUGUAACCCCAGCCAACGCAUUUCGGUCGUCGACUCUGGUCCCUGAGUGCCAGGCUUAUGAUGUCCAUGAUCGAUACACCAGGGGGUCUCAGCGAAGGCCCAGGGAAUCCCAUAAUGAACCAAGAGAGCAUGUCGCUGGCCGGAAUUCGCCUUUCGACUACCCCUCACCUAUAUUGUCAGCCAACAAUACGCAAGCGAAGGAUGUUCCCAGGUCGCCGUCUCCUGUCUCGUCUAUCAAGAUGACAGGAGGAGUUAGGGAAGGCUCGAAUAUCCACGUCGCCGAUGAGCCUUGUAAAAGCUUCUCAUUUCGGGGCUCUGGUAUUGUAACUGACCGGGCGUCAACGAAGAUGCCGCAGACCUAG
Messenger RNA from Arthroderma uncinatum, 504 nucleotides. RefSeq lists its product as uncharacterized. NCBI's taxonomy places the organism in Eukaryota, Fungi, Ascomycota, Eurotiomycetes, Onygenales, Arthrodermataceae. Bases 1 to 504 code for a protein of 167 amino acids. The transcript is spliced from 3 exons. The record is from RefSeq and is a predicted model, not a curated record.